UCAAAGUACAGUAAAAUAUGUGUGGUCGUCUAUAAUUCAUUCAGAUUUUCUCAGGAGUUUUCGGCGCUAUUAGGUAAAGGUAGAUUAGUUCUCUAUUCUCACUUGAUCUCUUAGUGUGAUACGAAGUACAAUACUUCAAUUCAAGUAGGUAUUGAUAAAUUGAAAACUUUUAGCGAAUUGGAAAAAGAAAGGGAUGGAAGAUGAAAAGAAGGUGGUAUUCCUUGGUUUUUUUGCAAGCCCUUACGCUAGAUGGGUGAAGAUUGCCCUUAAAAUCAAGGGCAUAACCUAUGAAUAUGUUGAAGAGAACUUGAAAAAGAAGAGCCAAAUGCUACUUCAGUACAAUCCUAUACACAAGAAAGUUCCCGUACUUAUUCAUAAAGGGAACCCUGUUUCCGAGUCAUUGGUGAUCCUACAAUACAUUGAUGAAACAUGGAAAAAUUCUCCUCAUCUCUUGCCAUCCGAUCCCUAUUCAAGGUCUGUGGUGCAGUUUUGGGCAGAUUAUAUGGUUAAUCAGCUUGACAUGUCUUUGAAGAAGGUUAUAGCAAGUAGUCAAGGGAUUGAAGAAGAAAAGAGCAUAAGAGAAGUCCAAAUGAAGUUUAAUAUUCUAGAGGAAAACAUGAAGGUUAUAUUUCCAUAUGAUGCACCUUCUUGUAAUGAAGAUAUGGGGAUGCUAGACAUGUUGUUAUGCGCUUUCCCAAGCAUUAUCAAAGGCAUAGAAGAUGCCUUCAAUUUGAAGUUAAUGGAACCACAAAAAUAUCCAUUGACAACCUCAAGAAUGGCAUCUCUUUGGGGCCUCAAUGUGGUAAGAGACACUGCCCCACCUCAUGAGAGGUUGGUCAAAUUUUACCGAGCUUAUAGGAACUUGUGUUCCAAUUUCUAAGUGCAAUCUUUUUUUUUUUUUUUUUUAAGGGAAAUCUAAGUGCAAUUCCUCAUUGCAUGGUGUAUUGUGUAUUUGUGAGUAAUAACAAUAGACUACUGUGUCCUUAAUUAUUGUGGUCGCGGUAAGUUAAUUAAUAAGGCUUGUACUAAAAGUCAGUCUCGAUCACAAUAACUCUUUGUGAUUACUGUGUACUAUAAACUAAUCUCACAAUAACUCGUUGUAAGAUCAAUCGUAUGUACUCCCUCCGUUUUUAAAA
Chenopodium quinoa (quinoa) is the source of this 1136-nucleotide messenger RNA. RefSeq names its product glutathione S-transferase U9-like. Gene Ontology annotation, biological process: glutathione metabolic process. The record is from RefSeq and is a predicted model, not a curated record. Lineage: Eukaryota; Viridiplantae; Streptophyta; Magnoliopsida; Caryophyllales; Amaranthaceae. Bases 194 to 880 code for a protein of 228 amino acids. Gene Ontology annotation, cellular component: cytoplasm. The transcript is spliced from 2 exons. Gene Ontology annotation, molecular function: glutathione transferase activity.